Molecule: messenger RNA, 1256 nt
Organism: Otolemur garnettii (small-eared galago)
Lineage: Eukaryota; Metazoa; Chordata; Mammalia; Primates; Galagidae
Gene: CCDC137
Product: coiled-coil domain containing 137
Exons: 6
Source: RefSeq, a predicted model, not a curated record
GGAACCGCGCAGCAGGGCGGAAGUGGCUUUGCUAGGGAAGCGCGGGGUUUGGAUAUGGCGGGAAAUGGUGUCGGACGGGGGUCGCCCGCUGGGACGGCGGGGCCCCAGAGCUCUGGGCGACCUCAGGCGCGACGGCGGCGGCAGCAAGAGCUGCGGGGAAAGCAGAGCUCGGCCCCACGGCCAGGGAAGCGCAGCAAAGACAAGAAGAAAGUGAAUUGCAAGCCCAAGAACCAGGACGAACAGGAAAUCCCUUUCCGGCUCCGGGAGAUUAUGAGGAGCCGCCAGGAGAUAAAAAACCCUGUCAGUAACAAGAAGAGGAAGAAAGAGGCCCAGCUGGCCUUCAGAUGCACACUGGAGAAGGAAGCUAAGGGAAUAGAGCCAGAUAUUGCCAUCCCUAAGUUCAAGCAGAGGAAGUGGGAAUCUGACAGGGCCUACGUCCAGCGCAUGGAGCAAGAAGCCCAGCAUGUGCUGUUCCUCAGCAAGAACCAGGCCAGCCGGCAGCCAGAGGCACAGGUAGCUCCCAAGAAGGAGAAGUCUGAACGGAAGAAAGCGUUCCAGAAGCGGCGUUUGGAUAAGAUCCGGCAGAGAAAAGAGGAAAAGGCAGCAGAAAGGCUAGAGCAGGAGCUACUCCAAGACAGGGUGAAGUUUGGUGAAGUUGCCCUACAGCCUCCAGAGCUGACUGCCAAGCCCAGGAGGAGCAUAGGCAGUGACCAGCCUGGCAAGAGAUUCCUCAUGCUGAGGAUGCUCGUGAGCCCUGUUGAUACACCCCAGCCUCCAACAACCUCCCUGGCCCGACAGCGGAUUAUGGAGGUGGAGAGAGAGCGGGUCGUGCAGGCCUACCGAGAACUGAAGAAGCAGAAAUUGCAGCAGCAGGGGGUGCAGCCACCAAGGCCUCCCCAUCUGCCCUCUGAGAGGAAGCCAGAGACACAUCUUUCAGGGAGAGAGACCUAGGAGCUGGGCCCACACUCUGGGGAAUGGUGCUGGGGCUAUCUCACCUGGGCAGGAAAGGACAGGCACAUCCUUUUCCUUGGAUGUGUUCUUAAUGCCAGUGGAGGGUCUAUAGUCUUAUCUCUCUUGUGUUUUCCUGUUAGGACUGCUCUUCCCAAGUGACCAUCACUGGCUCAUGUUCCACAUGGGGAGAGUGGUGCCCGUGGACUGGGGCCAGAGUGUGGCUGUGAUACAGCCAGUGGCUCAUUGCUCUCUAAGCCUGGCUUCACUCACAGCUUUUUUUUUGAGACAAAAGUCUUAACCUGUUG